Messenger RNA from Closterium sp. NIES-65, 2028 nucleotides. Lineage: Eukaryota; Viridiplantae; Streptophyta; Zygnematophyceae; Desmidiales; Closteriaceae. The record is from the annotation of a GenBank genome assembly.
AUGCAAGGCUGGCGAAUGACAAUGGAGGACGCACACGCCGCGGUGCUGGAUACUAACGGGGAUGGACGGCCAGAGGUGUUCGCUGUUUUCGACGGUCACGGGGGCAGCGAAGUGGCAGCGUUCUGUGGGCGGCACCUACCAGCGCAGCUCGCAACGGCUCUCGAGGCCAACCCGGGGGACAUUCCCAAGGCUCUCAUAUCCACCUUCUUUAGGAUGGACGAGAUGAUGGCGCGCGAGGAGCACCGGGCGGAGCUGCAGCAGCUGGCGAGCGAGGGGAAGGAGAGUGAGGACGCGCGGCUGAGACAGGAGGAGCGAGAAGCGCGCCGAGGCGAGGGCGAACGCAGCGCGCUCGUUGCCUCUGUGUUCGGGGCUGGUGAGGAGGAGGAGGAGGAAGAGGAGGAAGAGGAGGAAGAGGAGGAAGAGGAGGAAGAGGGGGAAGAGGAGGAAGAAGGGGAAGAUGAGGAGGAGGAGGGGGAAGAGGAGGAGGAAGAGGAGGAAGGGGAGGAGGUUGAGGAGGGUGAGGAGGAAGAAGAAGAGGAUGAGGAGGAUGAGGAAGGGGAAGAGGCGGAUAGUGGUGGGGAGGUGGUAGGAGAGGGGCCUAAGGGCGGGGCAUUGGAGAGCAGAGCAGAUGCAGCAGAGGAAAAGGGGUUAGAAAGAAUACAGGACGGCGCGGCGGGUGGAGCAAGUGAAACGGUUGGAUGCCAAGGUGUGGAGCAAGGGGAGAAGCAGGGGCGGGAGCAAGGGGAGAAGCAGGGGGGGGAGAAGGAGCAGGGAGGAAGAAGCCGUGCAAAGCGGAAAUCAAAACCCAGGAGAAGCACUAGCGCGUUAGGCGCACAGGGGAAGGGCGCAUCUGCAGAUGAAGAGGAGAGCGGCAAGGGGAAGGAGACGGGGAAGGAGGGUGGGAGUGGUGCAGAGAAGGCUGAGAGUAGUGGAGAGAAGGUGGAGAAUGGUGGAGAGAAGGGGGAGAGUGGUGGAGAGAAGGUGGAGAGUGGUGGAGAGAAGGGGGAGAAUGGUGGAGAGAAGGUGGAGAAUGGUGGAGAGAAGGGGGAGAAUGGUGGAGAGAAGGUGGAGAGUGGUGGAGAGAAGGUGGAGAGUGGUGGAGAGAAGGUGAAGGGCGGUGAGGAGAAGGGUGAGAGUGACGUGUCAAAGAAGCACCGCCCUCCCAAUGCAGGCAGGCCUGUCCCAACUCCCCCAACCACCACCCUCUCCCUCCCUCGCCCCACACGCACCCACCAGCCAAUAUUCAUGAUCAAUAGAGGGACAGGGGCACCCCAAAAAGCUUAUCAUGGGCCCGAGGCGGGGUGCACGGUGGUGGUAGGAGUGGUGGCAGGGAAACAGCUCGUGGUGGCGAAUGCGGGCGACUCGCGGUGUGUGCCAAUCUUUAUGGUCAAGAAAACGACACCCCAGAAGGCCUAUCGGGGCCCCGAGGCGGGAUGCACGGCGGUGGUAGCAGUGGUGGCGGGGAGGCAGCUGGUGGUGGCGAAUGCGGGCGACUCGCGGUGUGUGGUGAGCCGGGGAGGAGAGGCGGUGGAGAUGUCGCGAGAUCACAAGCCCACCAUGCCGGAGGAGCGCAGGAGAAUUGAGCAGUCGGGGAAGUUCGUGUCGGACGGCCGGAUAGACGGCUGCCUCAACCUCUCCCGUGCCCUAGGGGACAUGGAGUACAAGCACAGGCCUGAUCUACCUCCAGAGAAGCAGGCAGUCACGGCAUUGCCUGAAGUCAAAUCGGUUGAUUUAUCGGAUAAAGACGAGUUCAUUGUGCUUGCAUGCGAUGGCAUCUGGGACGUGAUGUCAAGCCAAGCCGUGGUCACGUUUGUGCGAUCAAGGCUGGCGAAAGAGGUGCCCCUAACCGACAUAUGUGCACAGCUCAUGGAUGAAUGCAUUGCUAAGGAUGCGCACUCAUCGCCUCUCGGCCUGGACAACAUGACAGUCAUCAUCGCACAGCUCAAAGCCACCAUGUGGCAAUCCCCUCCUUUGCCUCCCAAAGAAUCCUGCGAGGCCUCUUUCACCUUUGACAAACCGACACAUUAG